Molecule: messenger RNA, 1223 nt
Organism: Penaeus chinensis
Lineage: Eukaryota; Metazoa; Arthropoda; Malacostraca; Decapoda; Penaeidae
Product: sulfotransferase 1C4-like
Exons: 8
Coding region: 1-1125 (374 amino acids)
Biological process (GO): sulfation
Cellular component (GO): cytoplasm
Molecular function (GO): sulfotransferase activity
Source: RefSeq, a predicted model, not a curated record
AUGUUAUUUGAUGGCCCUCAUGACCGCUUUCCGUCCACAAAACUUGCCGAAUUCCAAGCAUCUCGGGAAUUCUACCAUAUAGUCGAAUACAAAACACCCAGCCUCGACAGCGGCCACGCGGCGUCCGUGUUAGAAGGAGAGGAAUGGGCAUCGUUAAGUAAGGAUUUCCCGAGUUACCAUGGAGGGUUGGUCCGUAUUUCUCCCGGUAGAUGGCUCUAUCCUGCGCGCUUCUGUGAUCUGGGAAAUAAGCUUUAUAACUUUAAGUUCCGAAAAGACGACGUGCUGGUGAUGACGUACCCGAAGUGUGGAACAACGUGGACGCAGGAAAUCGUGUGGACAAUGAGGAACAACCCUGACCUGAACAACCCAGAGGCAGAUGCAGAGGCCAUGGAUCGCGUCCCCUUUAUUGAUGUGGACAUGUUCAUGCCCGUCAGCGAGGAGAUGGUCUCGAUCUCCAAAGCCUUCAAGAAACUGUGUCCCGGAGGCGACCUUCGCGACGGGGAGAUGAUCCAGCUCGCGGAGGCCAUGGCUAGUCCGCGAACCCUGAAGACCCACCUGCCGUUCUCUCUCAUUUCUCCCGGUGUCAUGGAUCAUGCGAAGGUGGUUUACGUGGCCAGGAACCCGAAGGACACGAUGAUCUCGUACCUGCACCACCACCGCCUCUUCCGCGAGCAGGAAUUCGUGGGUUCCCUCGAGAAGUUCGUCGAUUAUUUCGUUAAAGAUGAUCUGGUGUACGGGCCGUACUGGCUGCACCUGAAGGAGGCGUGGCAGAGGCGCGACCACCCCAACCUGCACUUCGUCUUCUACGAGGACCUCAAAGCGGACAUCAAGGGCGAACUGAAGAAGCUGGACGCCUUCCUCGGGACGGGGCUCUCCGAAGACCAGCUCGAUAAUGUCGCCAAAUUCACCAGCUUCGGGGAGAUGAAGGCCAGAGAAGAGAAAAAUCUCGACAAAGAUUACAUGAACAACGAUGCCUUCGUUAAUCAGGAUGUCCGCAAGAAGGAUGGAGGAUUCUUCAGACAAGGCAAGGCAGGCGACUGGAAGAAUAAGCUGACUCCAGAGUUGGUCGGGAAAAUGGAAGAUUGGAUCAGCCAGAAGUGUGAUUUUGGAAUAAGUUUUGCGUAAGCGAAAAGCGUGACGAUUUCCCGAACAGGAAUUUGAGCAAUUCGUAAUCUGAAAAGGAAGACACGGCAGUAAUAAAAAAAAAUAUAUUCAUAUAAAUU